AUGUCCGCCAAUCUGGACUUUGACGCCCGCGUCCCCAUCCCCUUCAGUGUCUUCCCGUCGUCGUACCGGAGUGACGCUGUCUCUGAAACUGCUCAGACGCGAGUAGAGGGAGAAGUUCAACUCGAUCGCACUUCGCACGUCGAACGGGAAGAUACUCAAGCCCCUCUCCCAGACCCCCGUGUCUUUGGAAAAGAAGAAGUCGAUAUCCGCAUUCAGGAUCGCCAAUACUCUGGUCCCGCUGCCGCUGCUCCCCCUGCGCCAGUCUACGCUCAGCAAACCUACAAUCAGCAGGCCUACAAUCAGCCAGCUUACCCUCAGCCUUACACCGCCGAGGUUGACUUGACCCGCGAACGGUACAACUACCAGCCCCAGUCCGCUGCUCGCUACCAGCAACAACCCCAAGUUUACGACCAGCCUGUUGUUGAGACCCAGCUCGACAUCACUGAGAGAGAUUACCGUCGCCGGACCUCUCCCACUUACGACGUCAACGUCUCCUACGACCGUCGUUACCAGCAGCCCGUAGACCGUUCCCAGCCGCCGGCUCCUGUCGCCGACUUCUCGUACGACCGCGCUUACCCUUCGCAGCCCUCCGCCCCUUACAAAGGCGAAGCUUAUACCCGUUCCCAAGUCGACGUCUCCCGUACUUCGUGUGCCGCCCCCGCCGAACCCAAGGCUCCUUCAGCUUCUUCCAAGACUACUACAGUUCGUGACACCGCCCCAACUCGCAAGAUGGGUUACUACGACGACGAGGGUCAGUACCACUCCUUCCGCCGUGGCGUUCAACGUGCGGCCGAUCACCUGCUGCACCCUUUCCAUGACCGCCACGAGGAAGUAGUUAUUGACAAGCAACGCUCUUCAGCUCCCGCUCCUGUGACCGUCGCCAUUCCCUGCCACUUCAUCCGCAUCGGCGACAUCCUGAUCCUUCAGGGCCGCCCCUGCCAGGUGAUCCGCAUCUCGGUCUCCUCCCAGACCGGCCAGCACCGCUACCUCGGUGUUGACCUGUUCACUCGCCAACUCCAGGAGGAGUCUAGCUUCGUCUCUAACCCCUCCCCCUCCGUUGUUGUCCAGACCAUGCUGGGUCCUGUCUACAAGACCUACCGCAUUCUCGACGUCAACGUCGACUCUACCAUCACCGCCAUGACCGAGACCGGUGAUGUCAAGCAGGGUCUCCCCGUCAUCAGCCAGAACUCUCUGUUCACCCGCAUCAGCGAGUCGUUCGCUGAUGGCCGGGGCUCCGUCCGUGCUCUCGUCAUCAACGACGGUGGCCGUGAGCUCGUUGUCGACUACAAGGUCAUUCACGGUUCCCGCCUGUAA
Penicillium chermesinum is the source of this 1314-nucleotide messenger RNA. RefSeq names its product putative Woronin body protein HexA (gene hexA). The record is from RefSeq and is a predicted model, not a curated record. The transcript is spliced from 4 exons. Gene Ontology annotation, molecular function: ribosome binding; translation elongation factor activity; RNA binding. Bases 1 to 1314 code for a protein of 437 amino acids. Gene Ontology annotation, biological process: positive regulation of translational elongation. NCBI's taxonomy places the organism in Eukaryota, Fungi, Ascomycota, Eurotiomycetes, Eurotiales, Aspergillaceae.